AUGAACUGUAUUAUGUCAUCCUCCCAAAAAUUUUUCAAAAACUUCAAUAGAUGUGACGUUAAUGUAUUGGCCCGUGAAGAACUGGAAUCUCACCUCAAAGAAGAAUGCACAGUUUCCGUUCAUAGUUGUAAUUUUAAAGAAGCGGGAUGCAGAUUUAAAGGACCUAGAUAUGUAAUAGAAAAACAUAUAGAAGAGAAUUGCCAGCAACACCUGACCCUUAUGUGCAAUAUUGUAUCUAAACAGCAACACCAAAUCACCUCUUUAAAAAGUGCGUUGUCCAGAUUGUCAUUGAAUUAUUCUGGAACUCUGAUUUGGAAGAUUAGCGAUUUUUCAACGAAAAUGGCUGAAGCCAAGACCAAGGAAGGAAUGGAAUUAGUGUCCCCACCUUUUUAUACUAGUCAAUAUGGAUAUAAACUACAGGAUUUUGAUCAAUACUUAGACGGGUUAACUCCGAAUUUUGUAGUUGUAGUUGCGCAUAGGUACCGUGAAUUAUUGAGUGUUGCCUCACAGAAAAGAGAUUAG
Molecule: messenger RNA, 522 nt
Organism: Diabrotica balteata
Lineage: Eukaryota; Metazoa; Arthropoda; Insecta; Coleoptera; Chrysomelidae
Source: the annotation of a GenBank genome assembly